Molecule: messenger RNA, 1410 nt
Organism: Ipomoea nil (Japanese morning glory)
Lineage: Eukaryota; Viridiplantae; Streptophyta; Magnoliopsida; Solanales; Convolvulaceae
Product: protein FAR1-RELATED SEQUENCE 5-like
Exons: 3
Coding region: 1-1410 (469 amino acids)
Biological process (GO): regulation of DNA-templated transcription
Source: RefSeq, a predicted model, not a curated record
AUGGAUGCAAACUUCGGCACUAUGCCGCCACCACCACCAGGUGAGGAACAAUCUGAACCCAAUGUAAAACAAUGUCACAUGGAAAUAGGCGAUGACGGUGACAAAUAUUGGACACCUGCAACCCAAAAACAGACGACACCAUAUGAAGGACAACGAUUCGAAACAAUAGAGGCCGAGAUUGAUUUCUACGAAACAUAUGCAAUGGAGGCAGGAUUUGAUGUUAGGCAUGGCACAAAGCGUAGAAAUCGCUUUGGGGAAGUGUAUAUUAAAUACAUGUUGUGUUCACGGGAGGGAUACAAGGCCAAAAGGAAGGAACCCAACAACACCACAAAAGAACGAAACAAACGGCGAAGAGUGUCCAACAGAAUAGGUUGUAUGGCGCGUAUGGUAAUCACAAAGUGUGACACUGGCGGAUACAAAGUCCAUGCAGUCCAGCUGCGACAUAAACACUGCCUAUGCUCGGAGGACAACAGACCUUUUUUAAAGAUAAAUAGGCAACUUGACAUCGGCCACAAAACAUUUUUGGCAAACUGUGCGAAGGCAAACAUAGGCCCGACAAAAGCUUUCAGACUGUUCAAAGAGAUGGUGGGAAGUUUUACUGAUAUCGGAGCAACCUGCAUUGACUUCUGCAAUUUUAGGCGAGACCUAUUAGCCUAUAUUGCUGAGGCAGACGCACAAAUGGUGAUAGAAGACUUGUUCAAAAGAAAAGAGGCAAACCCGGACUUCUAUUUCGAUUUCGACAUAGACGAAGAAGCUCAAUUAUCUAGGAUAUUCUGGGCAGACGCAGAAUCUCGGCGGAAUUUUGCAUGCUUCGGCGAUGUCAUGUCAUUCGACGCAACUUACAGCACAAACAGGUACAAGUUAGUCUUCGUCCCUUUCACGGGGGUGGAUAACCACAAAAGGUGCAUAACAUUCGGGGCAGGACUGAUUGCGAAAGAAGAUGUAGAGUCGUAUGAGUGGCUACUAAAAAGGUUCAAAACAGCAAUGGAAUACACCCCAAGAUGUACUAUAACUGACCAGGAUCCAGCACUAAAAAUAGCAGUACCACAAACUAUGCCAACAACACGGCACAGAUUCUGUAUGUGGCACAUUAUGACAAAAGUUGGUGAAAAGGUAGGAGUUACCUUGUGGCAUAACGACAACUUCAAGAAGGAACUGAAUAGUAUCGUAUGGGAUGACACGCUGCCCGUAGAUGAAUUCGAGAGAAAAUGGAAGACACUAAUGAAAGACUUCAAUCUUGAAGAACAUAGGUGGUUUGCCCAACUGUAUGAGGCGCGUGCAUCAUGGAUACCUGCGUACUUCACAGACAUACCCAUGGGAGGAUUGUUGAGGACAACAUCAAGGUCAGAAUCAGAAAACAGCUAUUUCGGAAAACAGCUAUCCCAUGCUAGAAGGAAUAUGCGCACAUAA